AUGUUAGCGAGACGGUAUCUUGCGUGGAGAUUAGCUGUGGAGGCUGACCAUGAUGAGGAGCGACAGGAGCUCGUAAAGAGGCGAAAAUUAAAUGUGCCCAGCCGUAUCUCUGACACUCACUUUGUGCAGCGGUAUCGGCUAACCAAGGAGGGAUUUAUGUUUCUCUGUGAGACCUUAAGGGAAAAUACAAACCUUAGGGGUUCACAAAGAAUAUCAUUGGAGACUAAGGUACUAAGUGCGCUGUUAUUUUACGCCAAUGGGGACUACCAGAGAGUGGUUGGGAUUGCCAACUCUUUAUCACAAGAGGCAAUUAGCCGUUACAUUCAACAAGUUGCAGAUGAAAAAUGUCACAUUUUGGCAAUCAACCCUAAAUUUGGGGGUGCUAGCCAUGAUGCCUUUGUGUGGGAGAACAGCCAGCUCAACACAUACAUGCAAACAUUGCAUCGAAAUGGUGAAUCUGUGUGGCUUCUAGGUGACUCUGGAUACCCACAAAGACCGUGGCUUAUGACACCAUAUAAUAACCCUGCACCCGGUAGUGCAGGAGAAACAUUCAAUAAGUUACACAGCAGGGCGCGUGUAACUAUUGAAAAUACAUUUGGGCGCUUGAAAAAUAGAUGGAGAUGUUUGUGUAAGGAUAGGGUGCUCCACUACAAGCCGGAAAAAUGUGCCCAAAUUAUUUUAGCAUGCAGUGUGUUGCACAACAUAGCACUGGAUUUAGGAGUGCCAGAUCCUCAGGAACAAACAAUAGUUAAUAAUCAAGAUUUUCCUGAAAAUGAUGAGGUAGAGGAUGAUGUUACCCUGUUGACACUAGGGCGCUUAUUGCGUGAUCGCAUUGCCAGUAGGGUGCAUGCUGAAGCUGUU
Brenthis ino (lesser marbled fritillary) is the source of this 861-nucleotide messenger RNA. The record is from the annotation of a GenBank genome assembly. Lineage: Eukaryota; Metazoa; Arthropoda; Insecta; Lepidoptera; Nymphalidae.